AUGAUAACCAGCUUUAAAUACCAGUUUAGCGCGUGUUGCAGCGGAGAGGCGAGCGUGCCCCGAGCCACGGAAUCCCCUCGUUUCGGUGUUCCUCCUUUUGGCCGAUUUAUCACGCGGUCGCGCCCUGGAAAGCGCGGAUUCUGCGAUCCCGGAGCCGAGCAAGCGCGAAGCGGAACGCACCGACAGGAAGCUGCAACAGAGGAUGAUGUUGGCAAGGGAGACGCGGUUCCAGUCAGAAGGAAGGGAAUCAAAGCUGACGAGGAAGCUGACAUGGCAGUCAAAGAAGCAACAUCGCCCUCGUCGGAUGUCAUCCGAAGACGAAUUAAGACUUAUCAAGACCUUGUUGUAACAUUACACCACCAUGCCGAAAAACAAUCAUGGAACAAAAUAUGAAACACCUCCAAAAAAAACAAAAACUCAUAAUAUAACCCAAGAUUUCUAUCAAACAAUGCCUACCAACAACAUGAAAAGAAAAGACAGAAUAGUCAUGACAAGGCUUAGAACAGGACACUGCAAACUCACACAUGAGUAUCUAUUUAAAAAAAAAACAGAACCCCCAAUGUGUAUCCAAUGCAACCGAAUUUUAUCAACCCAUCUUCUAUUUGAAUGCAGCAAGUACCACGUUCGAAGGCAAAAAUACAAAAUAACUUUACCGGCAGUCCUGACGUCGCAGAAACACAUAGGAAAUGUCCUGAAUUAUCUAAAGGAAACUAACAUCUACCAUAAGAUACAAUCGUCUUGAAAAGAAGGAAACCUAGCCGUUGCUAAUGACCAGAAGGUAGAUGCGACGUUAAUCAUAAAUUAAAAAAAAAAAAUUAAAAGAUUCUACUUUGUGCGUCAGUUAUUUUAAUUUUUUACGCUUGUGAAUGUGUAGAAAGAAAGAAGCUUUUGAUAUGUAAGAAAUUGGAGCACAGAGAAAUAACGAAGUGGAGUGAGAUAUUAUUUUACGAUAUCUAAAAUACUACCACGCGAGUAAGUAAUGGCUAUUUUAUCAGUUACUUCAAAAAAGAAGGUUUACUAUCAUUUUUGAGAUCACUUAUUGGCGACGUUGAAUGAUUAGGUUUCUUUAUCCAAACUUGUAAAUAUGUUUCUGAAGCCAGGUGAGUAACACGCUGUUCGUACAGCAGCAUAAACAAAAGAAAGUUGUGAAAAUUAAUA
This is a messenger RNA of Frieseomelitta varia, 1158 nucleotides long. RefSeq lists its product as uncharacterized. Lineage: Eukaryota; Metazoa; Arthropoda; Insecta; Hymenoptera; Apidae. The record is from RefSeq and is a predicted model, not a curated record. The transcript is spliced from 2 exons. Bases 1 to 393 code for a protein of 130 amino acids.